CCUUGGCAAAGAGCUCACUGAGGAACCCUCUGUGACAGAACCACUUCAAGCACCUCACAUCACCAAUGACUUCCUGGGGGAAGCUAUCAUUGAGGAAUCCUCCAUGCCAGAACCCCUUCCAGCACCUCACAUUACCAACAACAUCCUGGGGGAAGCGCUCGCUGAGGAACCCUCCGUGCCAGAACCCCUUCCAGCACCUCGCAUCACCAACAACAUCCUGGGCGAAGUGCUCAUUGAGGUAACCUCGAUGCCAGGGCCCCUUCCAAAACCUUGCAUCACCAAUGACCUACUGGGGAAAGUGCUCAUUGAGGAUACCUCAGUGCCAGGUCCUUCCAUCCUCACAGACACUCCAAAGGAAGCAGCUUCUGUGUCGGAGUCCUUACUAGAGCCUUCCAUUGCUGAUAAUUAUCUUCAGCAAGAAGUAGAACUCCUCAAAGGAUUACAGCAUGACUAUGUCCAGCAGCAACUGAGGGUUCGCCGCAUUUCCCAACAGUUCCCUCGUUCUCUCCGAGCCAUCAACCUGCAAAUUGGACACAUGCAGACAAGGCUCAUCCACAGUGAAGUUCGGCUGCAGCAGUGGGAAAGGGAAGAUGUUCCUGCAGGCCCUGCUGCACUUCUCCAGCCCUCUGGGUCUGAUUCAUCAUUGUCCUCUGCCUCCCUUGAGGUUGCCUCCAUCCCACCCUCCACCUCUUCCCUCCUCCUGCAUCCCUCUCCACCUCGUCCUCCUUCCCCACCUCCUCUGGAGCUGGACCUCAGCAAUGUGAAAGAAACUCUGCAGUUUGGUAGAGAUGCAGGUCCAUCAGCUGCAUGACCGUAAGUCUCACAGAGGCAG
This is a messenger RNA of Hemicordylus capensis (graceful crag lizard), 832 nucleotides long. RefSeq lists its product as uncharacterized. The coding region runs from base 104 to 811 and encodes 235 amino acids. Lineage: Eukaryota; Metazoa; Chordata; Lepidosauria; Squamata; Cordylidae. The record is from RefSeq and is a predicted model, not a curated record. The transcript has 3 exons.